Molecule: messenger RNA, 3704 nt
Organism: Micropterus dolomieu (smallmouth bass)
Lineage: Eukaryota; Metazoa; Chordata; Actinopteri; Centrarchiformes; Centrarchidae
Gene: tfe3a
Product: transcription factor binding to IGHM enhancer 3a
Exons: 12
Coding region: 185-1858 (557 amino acids)
Biological process (GO): regulation of transcription by RNA polymerase II
Cellular component (GO): nucleus
Molecular function (GO): protein dimerization activity; RNA polymerase II cis-regulatory region sequence-specific DNA binding; DNA-binding transcription factor activity, RNA polymerase II-specific
Source: RefSeq, a predicted model, not a curated record
GCCACUCAGAGGACUCGAACCUGGUCUCAGAGUUCCUCCUGCCCUGCACAGGUCCAGGUUCACAUCAGCGUUGGACAGAAACUUGCUGCUGCUGUGAUUUCACCUUUGAGACUUGGAUCCCGCGGUGGCUGCUGGGAAGCAAAGCGCCUCACCUUUGGGUUAAAACGUCUUUAUCUCUGCUGAAAUGUCAGCCGUCAGUUCGGACCAGACCCAGACCGGAGAGCAAAACCGAACUGGGGUCGAGCUAGAGCAGCAGGACGCCGGGAUCCUGCAGCCGCAGACCGUGUUUGUCAUCCUGGACUCGGCUGAAACCCUCAACCUGGUCCGGGUGGAGUCUGGUAUCGUCGCUGACAUCGAGGUCGACAGUUUGCUGCCGUCUGACUGCGACACAUUCUACCAGAUCAAGAGUCAGCCGAUCGGCAUCAGUACAUCAGUAGCAGCUCCCUCCUCUUCGUCAUCUUCAUCCUCACUGCCGUCAACCAUGUCCUCCAGGGUUUUGAUGCGUCAGGAUCUGAUGCGUCAGCAGGCUCGGGAGGAGGAGCAGAAGGAGGCGCAGCAGCAGCUCCUUCGCUCGGCCGACUUGUCCUCCCCCAUCUCUGUCUCUUUGUCCUCCUCCUGCAGACCUCCUGCUCAGGUCCCUGUGGAGGUGCUGAAGGUGCAGACUCACCUGGAGAACCCGACCAGGUAUCACAUCCAGCAGGCUCAAAGGCAGCAGGUGCGUCAGUAUCUCUCCACUACGCAGACCGCCAUCACCACCAAGACAACCAAUGAGAAGCCAGCUGGACCGUCACCAGGCCACUCCCCCUACCUGGGCUCUGCCCCCAAACUACAGCCUGCAGACAACAGCAACAAAAUACAGCUGGAAGAGACAGUCAUUGAUGACAUCAUCAGCCUGGAAUCGAGUCUAAAUGACGAGUUGGUGACGCUGAUCGACUCUGGACUGCAGUUCGCCAACACGCCGGUCAGAGAUGCUGGGACAUGCAGAGGGUUAGACAAGCUGAAGGUCGUUUAUGAGCAGCAGAGAGAGAGCGAGCUGCCGGUGUCGGGGAACAUGCUGGACGUGUACGGUGGCAGCGGAGGGAUGGCCACGCCCACCAUCAACGUUAGCAACAGUUGCCCCGCUGACCUGCACGCCGUCAAGACGGAGCUGAGCGGUGGGUGUCUCUCAGACUUCUACACUCAUGUGGAGGCCAAAGCUCUGAUCAAAGACAGACAAAAGAAAGACAACCACAAUCUCAUUGAGAGGAGGAGAAGAUUCAACAUCAACGACCGGAUCAAAGAACUCGGAGACCUCAUCCCCAAAUCCACCGACCCGGAGACAAGGUGGAACAAAGGAACCAUCCUGAAGGCGUCGGUGGAUUACAUUCGCAAACUGCAGAAAGAGCAACAGAGAGCCCGAGAGAUGGAGGAGAGACAAAGGAGGCUGGAGAACACCAACCACUCACUGCUGCUACGCAUACAGGAGUUGGAGCUGCAGGCUCGCCUCCACGCCUUCUCGUCCUCCUCCUCUUCACCCCUCCCCACCACCACCUCCUCCUCCUCCUCCCUGGACCCCCAGACUCUGCUCUCCCCCCAGCUGCCAAACCUCUUCUCCUCCUCCUCCCCUUCCUCCUCACUGAUGACACCCUCCCUGGGUCUGGACGCCCUGAGCUUCGUGGAGCUGGAAGACCCACAGGGGGCCGCCACCGUCUUCUCCCCCGACCUGAUGUCCGACGUGGGGCUGACGGAGCUCCACGGCCUGGGAGACAUCCUGAUGGAGGAGGGGGGAGGCGGGGUGAUGUCCGACCCACUGCUGUCCUGCGGCGCCUCGAAGACCAGCAGCAGGAGGAGCAGCUUCAGCAUGGACGAGGACCUCUGAUGACAUCACCGCACACACACACGGAUCCUAUUGGCCCAGAGCUGGAGGCAGGCCGCCGCCCAGCCGGGAGCGUUUUUACUUACUAAACUAUUUUUAAUCAGUGACAUCAUCAAAACGCACACAAAGGUGACGUCACAGGGAACAGCGAUAUCCUCCAGAGUAACCAAUCGGUUGAGUUCGGCGCCAUCUCAUCUCCGUAAUCACGAGCACAGAAACGCCAGACUGAGCAGACCGGAAGCUGAUUGGCUGAUGAAGAACAAACAGCUGACUGAGCUCCAGGUGUCUGCAGGUGAUCAAUAACUCUGCAUCUGUUCAGCCAAAUGUUUGAACGCGACUCGCUCCUCAGCCGUUUUCAGUCAGCUGUUGUCGUUGUUAUUAGCCAAUCAGUGACUUUCAGCAGCUGUAUGCUCAACUGUGAUUGAUCCUCAUCCCCGGCCCCACCCUCUCGUCUACGUAUGGUCACUUCUGGCUCCAGAAAACCAAGAUGGCGACGGCCAAAAUGCCAAACUCGAGGCUUCAGAACGGUAGAAGCGGCUGCGUCCUCACCUGUGACUCUGCCGGCCAACUAAACAUUUCAUUUAAGAGAUUUUACCGACAAAAAAUUAUGAAAAACUGAAAUGAAUGUGCAGAAGAAGCCUCGGCUGCUGAUCUGUUCACACCUGUACAUAAAUCUGUAAUCGCUGUGCUGGAGAUGUUUUACUGGAAGAGAUCUGAUCAGGUUCUUUUAUUGUUUUCUGUUGGUUGUUUGAGACUCAGAGGAAACGGAAGGGAAACGACCAAAUUUACAUUUGAUGCUUUGUUUGAUUGUGUGUCCUGUCAAACUCUAAUGCUGUGUCUCCCUUCAGAUAUUUCCAAUGUGCGUGGGUUUUUGAGGUGGCGUACAUGAACACAGCUGUUGUGCACUUACUGGAAAUAACGAUGGCAACAUUUGACCACUUCUUCUUCUUAAAUAACUGGAUGGAUCAUCACCGCCAAAUUAACUAAUAAGCAAACUGAUGGCUUCUAUCCAACAACAUACUUAUGGCUGCGCCACGGCUGCCAGAGCAAAUCGCUGCCAUUGUAGUCAGUGCUUGUGCUCACACCUUGAAGCACCGCAGCGUGUCCCAGAAGCGGCGCUGCGCAGAGAAUAGGCAGCCGGACAAGCAGCACAGAGCAGAUGAGCCGGGCAGGAAGUCAGACACAGAAACGAGAGAAGAGAAUCCGGUCGAUUUUCAAAAUAAAAUACCUUGUACAGACUCCUGAUCAACAAUAAACCCAGUUAAAACCACGGUAGAAGCACAGAAAUCAAGGACAACUUACCAAAAUUCAAUCUAAACAAUUCAGCAAAAUCAGGCUGGCAAAACGCUCUUAUUCUGAAAUUCUCCAUGUGGGAAAUUCAGCCCUGCAGGGAACUGGGGGGAAACAGUUCACAGAGCGCUGUGAUCGGUUGUAGAACACACAGAAUGACAAAGAAACAGCAAGUCAACAACGUUGGGCAGGCUGAAUGCUCCGCUUCUGAAACGCUUCUGAAACGCAUCCAGUGUGAGUUGACGCCGUGCUAAGGACGGGUCAAAACCGUGGCGCAGCUGUAACACUGCGGACACGCCGGGGUAAGUCCGGGGUAACAUUUACAUGGUGCGGUUUUAACCGGAGUGACCCCUGCAGCUUCCAUCCCCUUCUGCCAAGAAGUGAAGAUGGCAACUUUUGCGAGCGAGAAGCGUCCAGCGUUCCUCAGCUUUUAGACGGCCAGCAGGGGGCGACUCCACCGGCUGCAGGAAGAAGUGUGAUUGUGUAGAAGUCUAUGAGAAAUUUUCUACUUCUCAACUGAUUUAUUCCCUCAGUGAACACUUUCCUGACCAGGAAGCAG